AUGAUCGGCCAGCCCAGAGUUUUCAAAGACGGGCUCACUAUAACCAGAGCUACACCUGAGGAUGUUAAAGCCAUCAAAACAAUGGUUGAUGCUGCAUAUGCCAAAUAUAUCGACCGCAUUGGAAAGCCUCCAGCCCCCAUGACUGAAGACUAUCAAGAAGUUAUCCAGUCCCGGGAGGUGUUUGUUCUGAGAGAGAAGAUCAAAACAGUCGGCUCCAUUGUGCUUAUGUAUGAUGCCGACUCAUCCUCGGCCAAAAUCGACAACUUGGUAGUAGACCCGAUGAGCCAAGGCCGAGGGUAUGCACGAGUCUUGAUGGAGUACGCAGAGGAGAUCGCAAAUUCCGAAAACCUCUCGGCACUGACGCUUUAUACCAAUGUUAAAAUGUACGAGAAUUUGGAAAUAUACCGACGAAUGGGCUUUGAAGAAAUUGGAAGAAGAGAAGAAGAUGGUUACGACCGCAUUUACUUUCGCAAGAAUUUGAGUAAAUACGCGGGAGAGAUCAAACUACAUUAA
This is a messenger RNA of Penicillium macrosclerotiorum, 513 nucleotides long. Its product is annotated as GNAT family N-acetyltransferase. The record is from RefSeq and is a predicted model, not a curated record. Gene Ontology annotation, molecular function: acyltransferase activity, transferring groups other than amino-acyl groups. The transcript has a single exon. Lineage: Eukaryota; Fungi; Ascomycota; Eurotiomycetes; Eurotiales; Aspergillaceae. Bases 1 to 513 code for a protein of 170 amino acids.